This is a messenger RNA of Leptosia nina, 264 nucleotides long. Lineage: Eukaryota; Metazoa; Arthropoda; Insecta; Lepidoptera; Pieridae. The record is from the annotation of a GenBank genome assembly.
AUGUUUGGCUUAACUUGUAAAAUUAAAGCCCCAGGAAAAAAGGGAAAAAUUGGGGGGGGGGCUCCUCUGCCUCUAGAGGUCCUUCAGCAAUCAGAAACUCACCAGCCCCACAAAUCCCGGAGGGUCGACGUCCCGAAUGUAUGGAGUCCCUCUUCAUCCUCUGGACCAGACGCAGCGCGGUCAUGCUCACUUCGUGCUGCUUCUCCUCGAACUGGAGUUGGGAUGCGAACCGUAGGAUGUAUAUGCAUGGGUCUGGAAUCAUAG